Molecule: messenger RNA, 540 nt
Organism: Aspergillus versicolor CBS 583.65
Lineage: Eukaryota; Fungi; Ascomycota; Eurotiomycetes; Eurotiales; Aspergillaceae
Product: hemerythrin domain-containing protein
Exons: 2
Coding region: 1-540 (179 amino acids)
Source: RefSeq, a predicted model, not a curated record
AUGGACGCGGCCCUCUCACCAGCCGACUUCCGCAUUUACAACCGCCUCGCGUCGCAAAUGGAGCAAAUUCACAGCGAAUUCCGCCGCACAUGGACCCAGCUCAAACAAGCCUGCCCCCUAAAUUCCCAGGCCGAACCCAACCCAUAUCCCGCAACAGAUGGUGACGAUGAAGAUGCCUCCGACGAAGAAAUCAUCAUGCUGGGCCUCUCCUUCUGUGAAGGCCUCUCAAUGCACCACUCGAUCGAAGAGCGGUUCUUCUUCCCGCUUCUUGCGGCGCGGAUGCCUGAGUUUGGGCCCUCGGGGAUACUCGCCGAGCAGCAUGAACUUAUUCAUGAUGGGCUCGUGAGGCUGCGCGGGUAUCUGAAUAGGUGCGAGAGGGGAGAGGAGGGGGAGGGCUUGGAUAGGAGUGAAGUUAGGGAGUUCAUGGAUGAUUUUGAGCAGGUGCUCUGGGAACACCUUGAUGGGGAGGUGUCGGUCUUGGGUGGAGAGAAUAUGAGGCGCUUUUGGAGUUUGGAUGAGGUGAGAAGAUUUCCUAUGUAA